UCAGAAUGUCAAAUUUUGAUUGUUUCCUUUUGUAACGUGAACCUAAAGUGGUAUGUCUACAGAUUGGAUGUCUAUGUGUCAUGGCUAAAGCUAAAGAGCAAGUGAAAACGGAUGCGGCUGAGCUUGCGAAGAUUUCUCGUCAAUCUGACAGGAAGAACAUCCGGGAACUUGGCGUACAGCCAAGUGUUUCUACCCUCUCACUUGGAGGUCUUCAAGAGAGAGUUAGAGAGGCGGAAUGUAACACGAAGAAGCUUGUUGAACGGCUUGCAGAGCUUGGAUUUUCAUCAGAGGUUCGUACUAACGCAGAACUGUCACAACACGAACUACACAAGCCAGUCAGACCAUUUCAAGCAGCAACAGACACAGUACAGAGUGUAAAUGCCAAACUGUGUGAAAUAUCGGAUCGGUUGUGUGCCAACGAGGUGUCUCUAGAGACGUUACAAAAAACCAUCGAGAAGAUUCAACUUCAACAAGCAGCCAUACUUCAACAGAAUGAUAAAAGUUUGGGUGGUAAGACUGUGAAGGUGGUGGGUACGUCUUCGGAGGCAAAGAGAUUGUCUAAGCAUCUGGCGAAGAGUCAGCGUGAGUUGAGGCAGUUGAAGGAGUCUCAGCAGGAUUCUCAUGAUGCUGUGAGGAAGUUGACUUCGGCAUUGGAUAUCGCGACGAGCAACAAGAUGGCAAUAGUGACCAGAAUGGAGGAGAUGAAAGGAGCUAAACAGAAAGCGGUCAACAGAUUGUCAGAGUUGAAAGCCAAGUUGGCACACGAGACAGCAAAGAGAAUUGAGUUAGAGGAAAUGCAGUCUUCUCUACUCACUCAAGUGAAAGAAAUGGACAACGUUGUUGAUGCUACACGAGGAGAAGUGCGCACUCUUUCUCAAGAUUGCACUGUUCUUAGAAAAGAAGUCAUUAGAGCAAGAGAAGAGCUAACAAAAGAGCAACAAAGACGUCUGAAUGCGGAGAAGAAAACAAAACAAAUAAGUGACAAACUAGAGGCAAACAAUGUGAAAGUGGCAAAACUAUCUGAAGAAUUCCAAGCACAGUCAGCUGAGUUCGAAGACACUAAGAAGCAACUUGUACAUGUGCAAGGACAAUACGUUCACAGCCACGAGGAUCUACAAAAGUCAAACGCUGAACUCCAAACAGCAAAGAAUUGCAUUUCUGAUCUACAACAAAAGCUCUCACAGUGUCAAUCAGCGAAAGAUAAGUUGGCUGCUAGUUAUAAAACUGUCGUUGAGAGUGAACAGAAGAAAUCACAUGCAGUGGUACAACGAGAAGAGGAGCUUGAGACGGCACUCACUGAUACUAGAAAGCAGAACAGUGAUCUAUUAGAGAAGGUUGCUCAACUGGAAGACACAAAGACUGAAGCAGUUCAGUUAUUACACGAGGCUCGGCAGCAGCUUGUAUCGGAGCGACAGGACGUGACUAAUUCGGCUGCUGAUAUGGAGCAGACUGUUGCUCUCUUGAGAUGCCAGUUAGACACUGUUGUGGCUGAAAAGCAACAUAUAAUGGUUGAUAAAGAGAAAUUGUUAGAAGAGAUUAAUCAAGCAGUUGAUGGUAUGUCUAAUGAGAGAGAAAAGUUGAAUUCGCAGAUAGAAGAUCUUCAGGCUCGUUUGGCUCAGUGCAACUCAGAGAAAGUCGAGCUUCAAGAAGCUGCUCAGAGACUCCAGGUGGCAAACUCGGCACGUGAAUCUCAAACGGUGUCUUUAAGGCAACAUCAGAAGCUGGCAGUUGAGUUAAAGGAGGUAGAACUCACUAAAGAUAAGAGUCAGCGACAGCUGCAACGAAUGCAAACGAGAGUGGAGAAAUUGGAAUCUCACAAGACAGAAUUGGUUGCACUGAUAACAGAGAUGGAGAAACGUCUUUCUGCGUGUCAAAAAGACAAUGCAAGUGUUGUUGAGUCUUUACACAUGGUCAAUGCAUCCAAUCAACAGCUUCAGGAGAUGCUGGAGAACACGAGGGCUGAACUGGAAAAGAAAGCUCGAGAGGUCGACGAACUGUGUGGUGCAAGAGAGACGUGGAAUGCAGGGAUGCAACAGCUGCAGGAUGAAGUCAAUCAGUUGCAAACACAGUUAGUUACACUGGAGGGAAGUAUGGAACAAUCAGACUCAUCUGCACUACUUCGACUAGAAACGGCUGUCACUCAUUACAAGUCUGAAAACACAUGCUUGCUAGAGUCAGCAGCUCAUGCUAGAGCAAACAUGAAAGCGUGUACAACAGAGAAGAGGAACUUGGAACAGUCUUUAGAAGCAAUGGAGGAGCUUUGUAAGCAAAGAGAAAACGAGAGAGACCAGGUACAGCAUGAAAUGGUGGAGAUGAGAAAACUUAUGAAAUCUAAAGAGUCUCAGCACAAUGCACAGCUGAAGGGUUUACACGAGAAGAAUUCUGAUCUUAUUCAACAAAUGGCUAACCUAAAUACGGAGUACAAGACAUUGGAAGCUUUGAAACAACAGUUAGAGGAUCGACUUUCUACUUCAGAGCAGCAGAUGUCAAAACUAAAGCGAGACGUUAUGGCCAUGAGAGGGCAGUUGUCAAAUGCGAGGAAGAGUCAGGAGAAGGCAGAGAAGCAGCUGCGGAUUACCAAGACAGCCAAACAAUCAAACACAAAAUCAAGGAGUGAUGAUCCAGACAAACUGAGGAGAGACUUGAACGUUCUUGCUGAAGCUCAAGUCAACUCAAAGCGGCUUAUAAGCAACCAACAAGAUGAAUUAGAGCGUAGCAAAGCUGCAAAUGUUUUGAUUGAGCAACGAUGUGAGGAACUUGUGGCCAGUAAAGAGAGAGAAUUAGCCGAGUUUAUGUCAGCUGCUGAACAGCUGAUUGCCGAUGCUCUAGAAAGAUCAUCUCAAGCUACGGCACAAUUACAAGAAGCGAAACAAAGUUACAAGUUGCAACUCACACGCCUAGAAUCGGAACUCAAUCACGAAAAGCAGUCUCAGACAAGUAUGAAAGUGCAAUCUUCACUACAUAAAACAGAACUAGAGCAAGCCCGGUUGAUGGCUUACAAUCAAACUAAGAAAGCACAACAAGCUAUACAGGUGUGUCGUCUGACAGUUGCGAAGCUUGCCAAUCAGGCUGAAGUCGAUCAGUCGUCAUCUACUGAUAAUGUGGCGAGGUUGACAACUCAGCUGCAGAUAGAACGAAAUCUGGCAUCAUCAACUGCGCAAAAAUAUGAGCAAUUAAAGGUGAGUAGUGCAAAACGUUGUAGAGAGUUAGCAGAAGAAGUUACACAUCUGAAAUCAUUACAUACAUCUAGAGAUCAAAUUAACCAAUGAUUCCAAGAUUUAGUUUAGACAAAGAUUGAUGGUCGAUUUAUACAAAUAGUUUUAUACAGUAACAAUGAAGAUUAUGCUUGUUUGUUAAAUAUAGUUUCAAAUAUUUAGACUGUGUUUUGACUUACUGUCUGCAGCUUGUGCUGUACUUAGUAGCUCGUGAUGUGCACAUGACAGACACAAUAAUUAUUGGUACUGCUAGAUGUUCCUAGAACUUGCCAAUGUCUUGUACUACUAUGGUGACACCUGCACCACUAUUUCUUCUCCAGACACCUCAGUUGCUUGAGAUCUUAGUCCUUGUUUAAUCAGUGCAUUAAUCAAAUUGUUACAAUGAGCUGUAGCACCAACGUUCUUUCUCUGAUUCUCCACUGUGACUGUGUGUGCAUGUGUGUGUGUGUGUGUGUGUGUGUGUGUG
Molecule: messenger RNA, 3681 nt
Organism: Corticium candelabrum
Lineage: Eukaryota; Metazoa; Porifera; Homoscleromorpha; Homosclerophorida; Plakinidae
Product: myosin-9-like
Exons: 22
Coding region: 81-3269 (1062 amino acids)
Source: RefSeq, a predicted model, not a curated record